Daktulosphaira vitifoliae (grape phylloxera) is the source of this 930-nucleotide messenger RNA. Its product is annotated as nucleolar transcription factor 1-like. Lineage: Eukaryota; Metazoa; Arthropoda; Insecta; Hemiptera; Phylloxeridae. The transcript has a single exon. The record is from RefSeq and is a predicted model, not a curated record. The annotation marks the transcript as partial.
AAAACAUUUAAAACUUUGGGUGAUCUUGUAAAAGAUGCAAAAAAUCUGUUAGCCACUAAAGGUAUUGAUACUAAUCAAUCAAAGCAAAAUCGUAUACAGAAACCCAAAAGUGCUUAUAUGUUGUUUUAUACUGAUUAUUUUCAUAAGUAUAAAAAAAAAAAUCCAGACAUGAAAUUACCUCAGCUGACACAAAUAAUUGCAGAUAAGUAUAAGUGCUUAUCGCCAGAAAAGAAGCAAACAUUUGUUGACAGAGCUAAUAAAUUAAAGACUGAUUAUCAAGUACUAAUGGCUAAAUCAAACAGUGGUUUAAAAUCUAAAGUAGAAUCAACUAAACCAAAAACUCCUUUUCAAGUAUACUUAGAAGCAAAAUAUGAAAAUUUAGAAGCUCCAUUUGAAAAAUCAGAAGUUCUUAAUCAUUAUAAAGAAAAAUGGGAAAAUAUGUCUGAAAAAAAAAAAUCAAAGUGGAUUAAAUUAGCAAAAGACCGUGAAGAUGUAUAUUUAGGCCAUCUUAAGGAAGACCAUAAAGAUGAUCCUGCCUUUACUAUGCCUACUAAAAGCGCACUUACUAAAGGAGAUAGAAAAAUUUUAGAUUCUCUGUCAGGAAUACCAAAAAAACCACCUGUUAACAAUUAUGGUCUUUUUUCCAAAGAGAUGUUACAAAGUGAUUCUUUAGCUGGAAUUCCACCUAAAGAAAAAAUGGCAACUGUUGCUAAAAAAUGGAAAGAAUUUUCAGAAGAAGAAAAACAAAUUUACACUGAUAAAUUAAAAAUUCUUACUGAUCGUUAUCGGACAGAAUUUGAUGCUUACUUAAAAACACUACCAGAAGAAGAACGACAGCUUGAAAUGAAUAAAGCUAAAGUCAAACCUAAGAAAGUUGAACCAAAAAUUGUUCCACGUAUAAAUGCUAGAGAAGGUAUACCUGAAAAACCA